AUGGUUCAGGGCGUUCAGAUUAACACUUCCACCUCCAAGCAGGCGCAGGACCAGAUCCUCACAGAGGAGGCGCUCACCUUCCUCGGCGCCCUUCACCGCACAUUCGACAAGACCCGCAAAGCUCUUCUUGUCAACCGUAUCGCCGUCCAGCAACGUCUGGACUCCGGGCUACCUCUCGAGUUCCCGCCCGAGACUGCCAACAUCCGCGCCGAGCCCGCAUGGCAUUGCGCACCACCCGCACCUGGUCUUGAGGACCGCCGCGUUGAGAUCACAGGCCCAACAGACAGGAAAAUGGUGGUCAAUGCGCUCAACAGCGGCGCAAAGACGUUCAUGGCUGACUUUGAGGAUGCCACUUCACCGACGUUCAAGGCUUUGAUCGAAGGUCAAGUCAACCUCCACGACGCUAUCCGUCGCCAGAUCGACUUUGAGGCUGGAGGAAAGUCCUACAAGCUGUCCGAGAACCCUGCUGUGCUCAUCGUCCGACCUCGUGGAUGGCAUCUUGAGGAGCCCCGCCUUACUGUCGACAAUGAGCCCAUGUCCGGCUCGCUCUUUGACUUCGGUCUCUACUUCUUCCACAAUGCUAAGGAGCUCGUCAAGCGCGGCUCGGGCCCGUACUUCUACCUUCCCAAGAUGGAGCACUACAAGGAGGCGCGCCUCUGGAACGACGUCUUCAACUUCUCGCAGUCUUACAUCGGCUUGCCGCACGGCACAAUCCGUGGAACUGUGCUCAUUGAGACGCUCCCCGCUGCCUUCCAGAUGGAGGAGAUCCUCUUCGAGCUUCGCACCCACUCAUCCGGCCUCAACUGCGGUCGGUGGGACUACAUUUUCAGCUUCAUCAAGCGCCGCCGCGCCGACAGGAGCGCUGUUUUGCCCGACCGCAAGGAUGUUACGAUGACGUCUCACUUCAUGGACUCGUAUGUUCGCCUGUUGAUCCAGACUUGCCACAGGCGAAAGGUGGCGGCCAUGGGCGGCAUGUCAGCGCAGAUUCCCAUCAAGGGCGACGACAAGGCCAACGCAGAGGCCAUGGACAAGGUUCGCGCCGACAAGCUCCGCGAGGUUACCUACGGUCACGACGGCACCUGGAUCGCACAUCCACUUAUCAACAAGAUCGCACGCCAAGUGUUUGACGACAACAUGCUCGGGCCUAACCAGUACCACCAGCUUCGCGAGGAUUGGCGCGUCCAGGCAGCGGACCUACUCAACACCGACGUAUCAGGACGCGUGACGACCGCCGGUGUACGCUCCAAUGCCGCCACGGUCCUCGCAUACGCAGGAGCAUGGAUCGGCGGCAACGGCUGCAUCCCGCUCAACUGGCUUAUGGAGGACGCAGCGACGGCGGAGAUCUCGCGCGUCCAGCUCUGGCAAUGGGUACACUACGCCGUACGCACGGAAGACGGCGAGCCCGUGACCGCCGAGGGCGUCGACAGACUCCUCGACGAGGUCGUACCAGAAGUGCGCAAGGCUGUGCCCGCGAUGAAGGAUGAGCAUCUCGCCAUCGUCAAGGACUACGUUAAAGCGCAGAUCCGCCAGACCUGGCCAAGUGAGUUCUUGACGAGCGAUCUCAUGCCGUAUCUCGCACAGGCCGAUGGCGUCCCUACGAAGUGGCACAAAGCGUCUCUUUGA
This is a messenger RNA of Peniophora sp. CBMAI 1063, 1623 nucleotides long. NCBI's taxonomy places the organism in Eukaryota, Fungi, Basidiomycota, Agaricomycetes, Russulales, Peniophoraceae. The record is from the annotation of a GenBank genome assembly.